Molecule: messenger RNA, 1622 nt
Organism: Gracilinanus agilis (Agile Gracile Mouse Opossum)
Lineage: Eukaryota; Metazoa; Chordata; Mammalia; Didelphimorphia; Didelphidae
Product: transcription factor AP-2 gamma-like
Exons: 1
Biological process (GO): regulation of cell population proliferation; regulation of transcription by RNA polymerase II; anatomical structure development
Cellular component (GO): nucleus
Molecular function (GO): RNA polymerase II transcription regulatory region sequence-specific DNA binding; DNA-binding transcription factor activity, RNA polymerase II-specific
Source: RefSeq, a predicted model, not a curated record
UANAGCAAUGGGAACCCUCACCUCCCAGCGGUCAGCCAGCACCUUUACAGCCCUGCAGCCCUACCGCUUUCACAUUCAGGAGCGUCAGACUUCCAUCCGCCUUACUUUCCCCCGCCCUACCAGCCCUUGCCCUAUUCACAGUCUGCUGACCCGUACUCCCACCUGGGUGACCCCUUCUCCAUCAACCCUCUGCAUCAACCUACACCAGCUGCCAGUCAGCAACAGGCUUGGCCUAGCCGCCAGAACCAGGAGCCAGCUGGAUUGAGCCAUCACACGAGGCCAGGCCUUGUCCCUCACCUCUCUGGGCUGGAUGCCGGAGGACCUGGGGCAAGGAGGGAGACCUACAGACGUUCAGAGCUGCUCCUACAGCCUCACGGCCACGGGCUAGAUGCGGCACUGGUGGAAAAUCUGGGCUUACACGACAUGGCCCAUCAAAUGGAAGAUGUUCAGAAUGUGGAAGACCAACAUUUGCUGUUGCAUGAUCAGACAGUCAUCAGGAAAGGUCCUAUUUCAAUGACCAAAAGCAACUCCUUGGGUCUCCCCUGCCAGAAAGAUGGGAUGCUAGGAUCAGUGGUUAAUCAUAAUGAAGUAUUUUGUUCAGUUCCUGGAAGACUUUCUCUUCUCAGCUCCACCUCGAAAUAUAAAGUGACUGUAGCUGAGGUCCAGCGAAGACUUUCCUCUCCCGAAUGCUUAAAUGCCUCCCUGUUAGGUGGUGUCUUGAGAAGAGCCAAAUCCAAGAAUGGAGGCCGAUCUUUGCGGGAAAAGUUGGAUAAAAUCGGUUUAAAUCUUCCAGCUGGAAGAAGAAAAGCUGCUAAUGUGACAUUAUUGACUUCUUUGGUAGAAGGUGAAGCUGUGCAUCUGGCCCGAGAUUUUGGUUAUGUCUGUGAAACUGAAUUUCCUUCUAAAGCAGUGGCUGACUAUUUAACCAGACCACAUUUAGGACGGAAUGAAAUCGGAACCAGAAAGAACAUGCUGCUUGCUGCUAAACAAAUCUGUAAGGAAUUCACAGAUCUUCUCACUGAGGACCGGACUCCUGUUGGAAAUUCUAGGCCCAACCCAGUUCUGGAUCCUGCCAUCCAAGGCUGCCUGACUCAUUUCAGUCUAAUAACGCAUGGCUUUGGGAGUGCGGCCAUAUGUGCAGCCAUGACAUCUGUGCAGAACUACCUAAAUGAGGCAUUAAAAAUAGCAGACAAAACUUACAUGAACACAGGCGACCAAAGCCCCGCUGAGUCUAACAAAACUAUUGAGAAAAUGGAUAAGCACCGGAAAUAGAAAGGGUUUGGGUCAGUGGAGGGAAGUACAGCCUGGGGAAAAGUUUGAAAAGGACUGAAACUAUUCUCCUUAACACAGACUAUGGGAUGUUCUUCUUGCCUAGGGGACAAUGUAGAAAAAAUUGUUACUUUAUUAAACAUCAUCUUAUUCAGGAUCUUCAUGAUUUACACACCCUCCCAUUCUGGAGUCUUGUGUUUCUAAAGCUGCAAUAUCUCCAAACUUUGUGGACAAGUUAUCAGAAGACUACAAGCUUUGGGUACUUGUUGGGUACUUACUCCUUAAACCUUUUAUCCCUUUUCCACCUUUCCUCCUUGCUCUAAAAGUGGUGCUAAAAAAAAAAAAAAAAAAAA